Messenger RNA from Bursaphelenchus okinawaensis, 753 nucleotides. NCBI's taxonomy places the organism in Eukaryota, Metazoa, Nematoda, Chromadorea, Rhabditida, Aphelenchoididae. The record is from the annotation of a GenBank genome assembly.
AUGUUGACCAUACUAAUCGUAUGUUUGUUGGGUUACCAACUUGAGGCCACAAAGUUUACCGCCGAGCAACAACAAGCCAUAUUAAAGGCCCACAAUGACUAUCGUCGUACGUUGGCCAAAGGUCAAGCCAAGGGUCAAAAUGGUGGUACCUUUCCGGCUGCUGCCAAUAUGAAUGAAUUGGUAUGGGACACUGAUCUAGAAACCAAAGCCGACCAGUGGGCUCAAGCCUGCAAUUUCGAACAUCCAUCGAACCCUGGCUACGGUCAAAACCUGGCAGCUGCUUCUCCUUUCUCGUCUGCCGAUGAUGCUCUUAAAUCCGCCGUUGACGAAUGGUGGGGUGAGGGUAAGAACUACCCGGCUGGAGUUGCGUUCACUUUUGGUUCAAGUACUGGACAUUUUACUCAAGUAAGUGUUACAAUUCUCGCAGUAGCGAAAAGUCGGCUUUUUUGCUACGGAUGCUCUCGAUGGCAGUGCAACCCGGCGGUAACGACCCCCAUAAUGUUAGGAGUGUGCCAGUAGUCUCCUUAUAUAUAUUUUUUCUUUAAGGUUGCCUGGGCCGCAACAAGCAAAGUUGGCUGUGCUGUCCAAAACUGUACCAAUGGUCAAAGCUUGUUUGGCACCUCAGACUGGACCUUUACCGUAUGUGACUAUCUUAGUCCUGGCAACUACCAGAACCAAGACAUAUACAAGAGUGGUGAAGCCUGUUCAGCCUGUAGCGGUGGAUCUUGCGACGAUGGAUUGUGCAAGGCUUGA